AUGGGCAACGAAGAAAGCUCGCCGAUAGAUGAGGCGAUCCCGCCGCAGACUCUUACUGGCCGGACCAUCGAGGCUGUGGCAGAGUACAUCAGAAGCGGCAAAGCGGACAAGAUUGUGGUGAUGACUGGCGCUGGCAUAUCCACAAGUGCCGGCAUACCUGACUUCAGAUCGCCCGAGACAGGUUUGUAUGCGAAUUUGGCAAGGCUGGAUCUACCGUACGCGGAAGCAGUGUUCGACAUCAGCUACUUCAGGGAGAAGCCGGAGCCUUUCUAUACUCUCGCGCACGAGCUUUACCCUGGCAAGUACAGGCCGACCAUCACGCACUCUUUCAUUAGGCUGCUGCAAGACAAAGGCCUCUUGCUCAAGCUAUUCACACAGAACAUCGACUGCCUGGAGCGUGAAGCUGGAGUACAUGACGACAAGAUCAUCGAGGCCCAUGGAUCCUUUGCGAGACAAAGCUGUAUCGAAUGCAAGCAGCCAUACCCAGAAGAUGAGAUUAGGGAGCACAUCAGCAACAAGACCAUCCCACGAUGCCACAACUGCGACGGUCUUGUCAAGCCAGAGAUCGUCUUCUUCGGCGAGCAGUUACCUGCAGCAUUCUUCGAGAACAGAGACAAGCCAGCUGAGGCGAACCUUGCGAUUGUGAUCGGUUCUAGCUUGACCGUUCAGCCAUUCGCAAGUCUGCCGCAGAUGGCACGAGAUGGCACGCCGCGACUGCUCUUGAACAGAGAGUGGGUUGGGGGAAUAGGUGGUAGAUCCGACGAUGUCUGCAUCCUGGGAGAUUGUGAUGAUGGUGUGCGCAAGCUUGCUAAAGAGCUUGGCUGGCUGGAGGAGCUCGAAGCACUAUGGGCAAAGACCGCGCCAAAGGCAGCUCAAGACACGAAGACGGCGAAUAAGAAGUCCAGAGAUGAAGCCUUCCAGGAAGAGAUGGACAAGUUGACGAAAGAGGUUGACGAGACUCUCAACUUGUCGAAGUACCACCAAGAUAAAGUGCGAAAUGAGCGUCUGCCAGGCGAGGCACGAAAGGACGACGUCGGCACAGCGAAGUCGAAAUCCACUAGAGAACAUGACCUGAGCCACGUAUUUGUUGGAGGUCCUCGGGUUGACAGCUUCACACCUGCGGCGGGAAGCAGCGAAAAGCCUGAUAACUCGAAGCUGUAA
This is a messenger RNA of Fulvia fulva, 1161 nucleotides long. Its product is annotated as NAD-dependent protein deacetylase hst2-1. Gene Ontology annotation, molecular function: NAD+ binding; histone deacetylase activity, NAD-dependent. The transcript has a single exon. The record is from RefSeq and is a predicted model, not a curated record. NCBI's taxonomy places the organism in Eukaryota, Fungi, Ascomycota, Dothideomycetes, Mycosphaerellales, Mycosphaerellaceae. The coding region runs from base 1 to 1161 and encodes 386 amino acids.